Messenger RNA from Priceomyces carsonii, 1458 nucleotides. Its product is annotated as MATE family efflux transporter. Gene Ontology annotation, biological process: xenobiotic detoxification by transmembrane export across the plasma membrane. Bases 1 to 1458 code for a protein of 485 amino acids. NCBI's taxonomy places the organism in Eukaryota, Fungi, Ascomycota, Pichiomycetes, Serinales, Debaryomycetaceae. The transcript has a single exon. The record is from RefSeq and is a predicted model, not a curated record. Gene Ontology annotation, molecular function: antiporter activity; xenobiotic transmembrane transporter activity. Gene Ontology annotation, cellular component: membrane.
AUGGACGAAAACAACAAUCUCUUAACAAACUCGAAUAAGUUCGGUAGCUAUACGACAGACCACAGUCUCGAGCUGUCAACAUCUGAAAGAAAUAGGGAGUUAGCGACAAAUACAAGCAAAGAAUUGAUCAUAAUAAUUAAAUCAUCUUUGCCUCUUAUAGUCACUUUGUUGUUGCAGUACUCUUUGACAGUGUUUUCUAUAUUUUCCGUUGGAAAACUCGGAAAAAAGGAAUUAGCAUCUGUCUCUUUGGCAACAAUUACUUAUAACGUCACUGUGUCGAUAUUCAAUGGUAUGGCUACCAGCUUGGAUACAUACUGUGCUCAGGCACAUGGUGCAGGGAACUAUCCAAUGGUAAGCAUCUACUUUCAAAGAUGCAGCGCAAUGAUUUUAAUAACCUCAAUUCCGAUCAUUGCAUUUUGGUGUUUUAGUGCCUCUAUACUUAAAUAUGUGGUUCCUGAGAAAGAAUUACUUUUGUUAGCCCAACAAUAUUUAAGAUACUUAUCCCUUGGCACUCCAGGAUAUAUUAUGUUUGAAACAGGUAAGAGAUUUUUACAAUGCCAGGGUAUUUAUAGUGCUGGUCAAUACUGCUUAUUUUUGGUUGCACCACUCAACAUUGUACUCAAUUUGUUCUUGGUUUGGAAUAAAGAUCACGGACUUGGAUUUAUCGGUGCACCUAUUUCCAUAGUAAUAAGCUAUUGGAUGAUGAGUCUACUUUUACUAAUGUAUGUAGUAUUUAUUGACGGAAAAAAGUGCUGGUUUGGACUUAAACUAAAACUGGCAUUCAACGUGAAAGAGUGGACCUCUAUGUUUUCCCUUGCAUUGAAUGGUACAGCUAUGUUACUUUCAGAGUUCAUUGCUUUUGAGAUAUUAACAUUAUCAGCCUCAAGAUUUGGAACGACUGCGCUUGCAGCUCAGUCAAUUGCGUCUACAAUGGCUACGUUAUCUUUUCAAUUACCGUUUGGCGUCUCAAUCGCGCUCUCCACUAGAGUUGCGCAGCAUAUUGGACUGCAAAAUUUGCUAGCUGCAGUCAUAGCGAAUAAAGUAACUUACGCCCUUUCUGGUCUUUUAGGGUUAUCCAGUUGUUUGUUUUUAGUUAGUUGUCGCUAUUUUCUUGCAAGUUGCUUUACUAGUGAUUCUGAAGUCAUAAUAAUUGGGCUGCGCUUAAUUUCGAUUCUUGGAGUUAAUCAGUUAUAUGAUUGUCCUAAUGUGAUUCUCGCUGGGUGUUUGAGAGGACAAGGAAGACAAAAAAUCGGCUCAUUACUCAACUUGUUCGCAUAUUAUGUUGUUGCAGUUCCUUUAGCCCUAACUUUAGCUUUUUGUUUCAAAUUAACACUUGUUGGUCUCUGGGUAGGGAUUGGUGUGGGAAUAGUUACGUUGGCUGCUUGCGAAUUUUGGUUUGUCUAUCACUCAAAUUGGGAAGAAAUCCUUGAAAGGUCGAGACAGCGUAUUAGUGAAUAG